GCUGUUGGCUGCCGCUGGCAGCUGUCUCAGUCCGAUUCUGACUGAGAAAGGGGCAAUCCCUGAUCUGUCAUAAUGCCCAGUGGGUGACAGGCUCUUUCUCAGAAGCUGAACAACGAAGAGAAGAUAUACUCUCGCUGGUCCUUCUCUCCCAAGCCAGGUGGCUUCUCUGGUAAUGGACUGCCUUUCUGUGAGCUUUCACCCUGGAAAGGCUUUCCAAAUCUAGCCGGUGAAGCAAGAUAGGAAACAUCCUCAGAAAAAAAAAAAUGACAGAAGAACCCACGAAAGAGAACCUGGGAUCACCAGAGUCUCCCACACCUGUGAUAAUGGAGAAAAGCCCUCAGCGUGAAGUUGUGGUCACCGCCGUACCCUUGGUCAGUGAGGUUCAGUUGAUGGCCGCCACAGGGGGUGCCGAACUCUCCUGCUACCGCUGCAUCAUCCCCUUCGCUGUGGUAGUCUUCAUCACCGGGAUCGUGGUCACCGCUGUGGCUUACAGCUUCAAUUCUCACGGUUCCAUCAUCUCCAUCCUCGGCCUGGUCCUUCUGUCCUCUGGACUCUUUUUGUUAGCCUCCAGCGCCUUGUGCUGGAAGGUCAGACAAAAGAACAAGAAAGUCAAGAGAAGGGAGAGCCAGACGGCUCUCGUGGUAAAUCAGAGAAGCUUAUUUGCUUAAGACUGAGUGAGACCAAAGGGAAAAUUUCACCCUAACGCUCUGCUAUAACUUGUUGAGUUCAUUCAGACAGAACCAGCCCAGGAGGGAAUGGGCUCAGCUUCGGAAAGAAGUACCAACAUGGAAAUGGGACACAGAGAGAACUGAAAAUGAGGGGUCAAGACAGUUCCCCCUUUGUAGGGAAUAAUAUCUUCUUUAAUGACAAACUUAAUCCUAAGGGCUAUUUCUAAGGCAAAAGAAACAGAUUUCUUUUUACCUUAAACAUUUGGGGGGCGUGGGAUAUGGACAGCAUUAAAUAACACUUGGUUUACCUUAGAAAGUGAUGAUGGACAAAUAGUGAGAGCCCUGGUGUACCAGGUCCAUGGAAGAAAUAGCCCACACUCUGGCAAGCAGCGUUAUAAAAUUGUUUCACUAAAGGCCUACAUUGGCUUGGCAUUUCUAUGUACCUAAAACAAUUCAGUUACAUAUAUAUAUAUAUUUUUUUUUCCCAAUAAGUUGAUUCUCUGACCUCCCUUUUAAAAGCUUUCACUUUCAGUAACUCAUCACUUAGAGGUACUUUAUUUUGAAGAAUAGACUAAUAUUUUUUUAUAUUUUAACAAUGGACAAUUCUAGGUGAUCGUAAUGCUAUGUCAGAAGAAAACGGGAAAGUAGAAGAUAACACAAAUGACAUGGGGCAAUGAAAUUAAUACUGAAAUAAUCCAAUAUAGCACCUUUGGUGAUUUUUUAUACAAAAGUUCAAUGUGCAUUUUACUCAAAAUAAUAAAUGCUCAUAGCUGCUGAAACUU
Messenger RNA from Psammomys obesus (fat sand rat), 1450 nucleotides. RefSeq names its product transmembrane protein 100 (gene Tmem100). Gene Ontology annotation, biological process: cellular response to BMP stimulus. The transcript has 3 exons. The record is from RefSeq and is a predicted model, not a curated record. NCBI's taxonomy places the organism in Eukaryota, Metazoa, Chordata, Mammalia, Rodentia, Muridae. The coding region runs from base 264 to 668 and encodes 134 amino acids.